AUGGCCCUUCUCUGGGUUGUCCUUGGCUUCUUCCUCUUUGGCAGCAGCUUCGGCUGCGGGGUCCCCACCAUCGACCCUGUGCUGAGCGGCCUGUCCAGGAUCGUCAACGGGGAGGACGCUGUCCCCGGCUCCUGGCCCUGGCAGGUGUCCCUGCAGACUAGCUCCGGCUUCCACUUCUGCGGGGGCUCCCUCAUCAGUGCGGACUGGGUGGUCACCGCCGCCCACUGCGGGGUCAGGAAGAGUCACCUCGUGGUGGCCGGGGUAUCUGAUCACGGCUCCGAGGAGGAGGCUGUUCAGGUGCUGAGAAUCGCUGAGGUCUUUGAACACCCACGGUGGGACCUGCGCACGGUCCAAAACGACAUGGCCCUGCUGAAGCUGGCCACGCCCGUGAGCCUCUCCAGGACCGUGUCCGCCGUGUGCCUGCCCAGCGCCAACGCCAGCUUCCCUGCGGGCUCCCUGUGCACCACCACGGGCUGGGGCAAGACCCGGUACAACGCUCUCAAGACCCCCGACAAGCUGCAGCAGGCGACCCUGCCCAUCCUGUCCAACGCCGACUGCAAGAAGUACUGGGGCAGGAAGAUCACCGACGUGAUGAUCUGUGCGGGCGCCAGCGGCAUCUCCUCCUGCAUGGGUGACUCUGGUGGCCCCCUGGUCUGCCAGAAGGAUGGAGCCUGGACCCUGGUGGGCAUCGUGUCCUGGGGCAGCAGCCGGUGUGGCCCGUUCUCUCCAGGCGUGUACACCCGGGUCACCAAGUUUAUUCCCUGGGUUCUCGAAGUUCUGGAGGCCAACUGAGCCU
Messenger RNA from Globicephala melas (long-finned pilot whale), 796 nucleotides. Its product is annotated as chymotrypsinogen B-like. Lineage: Eukaryota; Metazoa; Chordata; Mammalia; Artiodactyla; Delphinidae. Gene Ontology annotation, molecular function: serine-type endopeptidase activity. The record is from RefSeq and is a predicted model, not a curated record. Gene Ontology annotation, biological process: proteolysis.